CGCCUCGUAAGGUCUACAUUCACCCUAGUGAGCCGCUGCAAGCCGUGGACCUGCCGCAGCGGCGCAGCCGGCGGGACUUGACGUCAGCACGUGGCGCGUCGGCACGGAUGAAAGGACCCCAUAAUUGUCACCAAUCCCCUCCUCCCCAACCGUCAUCUCAAACUAUCCAAUGAGCCUCAUCAUCGCCGCCGUCAAGCCCCGCGCCCGCUCCUUACCUCUCCUCCUGCACGCCCGCACACUCGCCACGGAAACCACCCACUCAGGCGGCAGCUCAGAACUACCGCCGUACAUCCCGCCCAAGCCCCCAAACAACUCGAAGCCGCGGGCCUCGCUGGGCCCGCAGCCGCGGCAGACAUCAUCCCAGCGGAUAAUCUACCCGCGUGCGCUUCCCCCAGACUUCGGGCGCAACCAGUUUCUCCCCGUCUCUAGCACGACGCGCGAGCUGCUCGAGUCGAUCGUCGCCCAGUUCAACGCGCCCAUCCGCUACGCCUUCGCAUACGGCUCCGGCGUAUUCGAGCAGGAUGGCUAUCGCACCGUGGAGGCGCCCGACGGCGAGAAGCCCAUGCUCGACUUCCUCUUCGCGGUCACGCACGCCGACCACUUCCACUCGAUCAACAUGAACCAGUUCCCCUCCCACUACCCGCUCUCCGCGCGCGUCCUGGGCUCGGACUACGUGUCGCGCGUGCAGAACAUCAGCCCCGGCGUCUGGUUCAAUGCGUACGUGCCGAUGAACGGCGUGACGAUCAAGUACGGCGUCACCACCGUCGACAACCUCUGUUCGGACCUCCUGAACUGGCGCACGCUGUACCUUGCUGGCCGUAUGCACAAGCCCUUGCGGAUAAUCAAGGACGAUGCGCGCGUACGCCUGACGCAGCAGGUCAAUCUGACCUCCGCUGUCCGACACGCGCUGCUCACCAUGCCGGAGGAGUUUACCGAGGCUGAGCUGUUCGAACGCAUCGCGGGGAUCAGCUACAACGGCGACCCGCGCAUGGUCCUGCCCGCUGAGAACCGCUCAAAGGUGCAGAACAUCGUCAAGAAGCAGGCGCCGCAGUUCAAGGAGCUGUACCAUCGUUUGGUCGUCGGCCUCCCUGGCGUGCACUGGCCAUCCUUCUCGUCGACUAUCAAGCAGGACACGUCCGCACACGCGCGGGCGGCACACUUGCGCAAGCUCCCGUCGCACCUCCUCGCUGGUGUCAAGGGUCAUUACUCGAGCACUCUUGACAUCAACGACUUUAGCGACAGCGCUGCGUGGGUUCGCAUGGCUGGGGACGAGCGAUUGCCAGAGGUUAUUCGCCAACAAACCUCGUCCAUCGUCAAGGGUCCUGCAACUAUCCAGACGAUGAAGGGCAUCUUAAGCUCUGGCCUGGUCAAGAGCGCGCGCUACAGCGCAGCGAAGAUCGGCAAGUGGUGGAAGGGCUCGAGCGGCGGUCAGGCGUCGUAAGGCGGCAGGACGUGUGUUACCGUGGCGCCGUGACGUUACCGUGGCAUCGUGGCGGAGUAGAGGUGUCAGUAGAUGAGGAGACCGCGGGAGGCCCAUGCCCGCGCUGCAUAGCAUAGUUCAAGUCAAGGACGAGGUAUCAAUUGCAAUUCACAACAAUCGUUCUAAUGUAGCAAGUACCGGGCAUGUACAUAAACUAUGGUAGCUUAUGGGUAACGAUAAUGGAAGGCUGGAGGCUCGAAGUCGCUAC
Schizophyllum commune H4-8 is the source of this 1688-nucleotide messenger RNA. Its product is annotated as Mmp37-domain-containing protein. Gene Ontology annotation, molecular function: phosphatidate cytidylyltransferase activity. The coding region runs from base 170 to 1441 and encodes 423 amino acids. Gene Ontology annotation, biological process: cardiolipin biosynthetic process; CDP-diacylglycerol biosynthetic process. Gene Ontology annotation, cellular component: mitochondrion. The record is from RefSeq and is a predicted model, not a curated record. The transcript has 4 exons. NCBI's taxonomy places the organism in Eukaryota, Fungi, Basidiomycota, Agaricomycetes, Agaricales, Schizophyllaceae.